AUGGCUCAAAAAUUAAGGCUGGGAGCAUUUGGCGGGUUUGCCUUUACCGCGCUUCUGUUUGUCGGUAUCGCGACUGCCGCGGACCUCGCGUCGGUUUACAACACUUGUCGGAACUUGGCCAAAAGUAACCAGGCAGUCCACGGCUGCGUUACAAAAAACAGCGACGGGAGCUGGGCAGUUGUUGACCCCGGCCAUGGCAUGCUUGGGAGCGAUGGCUGCGCAGCUAGCGGUACCUUCACCGACUCUUCGCAGACCGCAAGCAACUUUGGCAAAUUGCGAAUAGUCACCAGCAGCUCCUACAGCGACCUUGACCAGGCUUACGCGGCGGGCUUUCUGGAAGGCUACCUAACCGCAGCCCGCAUAUACGACCACCACUACAACCUGAAGCAAUACUUCGUGGUCAUGCUCAACGAAUCGGAAUCCCUGGAGCUGUCUCUAAAUUGGUUGGAGCGUCAGGAGGAGUGGGCCAAUGCCCAGGUCCGCAGCCCUCCCCCCGGGGAGGAGGAGCCGUACUGGCAGCUGCUGGGGCUGGUGCAGGCGCAAUUCGAGGGGCUGGUGGGGGGCUACCAGGCCAGAGCUAAGCAGGAACAGCAGCAGCGGCAGCAGCAGCAGCGGCAGGAGGCACGCAGACUGGCAGGAGGUGAUGGAGGCCGCAGUGGCAGUGGCGAGGGUGGUUAUGGUGAUGAUGAUGUACGGGUCGGCUGGCUCGAGCGGCGGGACCUCAUGUUCAUGAACAGCAAUGGUGACGUGUACGACAUCAUUGACGCGCUGGAGGCUGGUUUCGGAGGCGAGGUUGAGAACGGUACUGGCGAAGGUUUGCUGCCUGGAGCCGUACGGCAGGGGAGGGGGCGGGGUCGGCGCAACCCCAAAUGGGCGGAUGUGGAUCCGGAUCCUGUACGGAUGUCCCUCAAGCUGGGACUGCAGGUCAGUUCUACGUCUGGCAAGUGUUCGGCGCUGAUCAAGGUGACGGGUGACCUGGGGGAGCUGCUGUUGGGCCACUCCACCCACGACUCCUUCACCGCCAUGACGCGCAUCUACAAACAUUACGACUUCUCCGGGCUCAGCAACACAGCGGUGGCGGCUCCGAGAAUGUCCUUCAGCAGCUAUCCCGGUGAGCUGUUCAGCGAUGACGACUUCUACCUGCUCAGCAGCGGCCUGGCAGUGAUGGAGACCACCAACCACAUCUACGUGGGUGACGUGUACGCCCCGCUGUCGUACCGCUGUGUCCUGUCGUGGCAGCGCAUCCGACUUGCCAACUGGAUGGCCAGCAGCGGGGGCGAGUGGGUGGAUGUGUUUGGCCGCCACAACAGCGGCACGUACAACAACCAGUACAUGAUUGUGGACACGAAGCGAUUCAUCCCCCAUUCGGAGUUGCAACCCGGGCUGUUGUGGGUGGUGGAGCAGCUGCCGGGUCUUUUCAAGACCGCAGAUGUCACGGCGGAGCUGAGCCGCGGCUACUGGCCGUCGUACAACGUGGCGUACUUCCCAGAGGUGUACGUCGCGGCGGGCUAUCCCGACAUGGUGGGAGCAGGGGGCCAUCAGGGCCGCAUUGAACGUUUGACGGCCAUGGGCGCUAAGAAGUACGCCUUCAGCAUCCGCCUGCUCAAGUACCAGAUCGCACCCCGCGCCGCGAUCUUCCGGCGGGACCAGGGGGUUGUGGACAGCUUGGAAGCCAUGAAACACAUCAUGCGGUACAACGAGUGGAGCAAAGACCCGGGCCAGCCGCCCUUCACGUGGUCCGACGCGCGGUGGGAGAAGUUGCCGCACAGGGGAAUGCCCGACACCUUCAACUUCACAUUCGAGCGGAUGAGCCCUCGGGACCUACCCACAUACGAGGAGUGCGCGGCCGCGGCGAAGGCGGUUGCGGCGGGGGCGGGGGCGGGGGCGGGGGCGGGGACGACCCGGGGCGCUCAGCUGCGCCGGAAGACCCCCAUAAUGUCUCCUCCUCCUCUGCCGCUAUCCCCCUCUCUUUACAUGCUUCUGCGGCGGCGGAUGUUCCCAAUGUACGGUGGUGUUGUGUGCCGGCGGUCCGGGGAGCUGCGGGGAGCUGCCGGGUAACAAGCUGUCCAAAAUAAAAUCGGUUUGACGCCGUUCGGUUCGGUUCCUUCGUAACGAAACGGGGCCAGACAACGUUCCAUGGAGUGCUUAAAUUUUGAGAAUAUGUGCAUGCGCUGCUUGUGAAUAUGGUUUUGUUUGGCAUGUAACUUCAGGACAAACU
Volvox carteri f. nagariensis is the source of this 2218-nucleotide messenger RNA. RefSeq lists its product as uncharacterized. Bases 1 to 2058 code for a protein of 685 amino acids. The record is from RefSeq and is a predicted model, not a curated record. Gene Ontology annotation, molecular function: glycerophospholipase activity. The transcript is spliced from 14 exons. Lineage: Eukaryota; Viridiplantae; Chlorophyta; Chlorophyceae; Chlamydomonadales; Volvocaceae. Gene Ontology annotation, cellular component: extracellular region. Gene Ontology annotation, biological process: phospholipid catabolic process.